UCCAGGACGAGCUGGUUUUGCUGGGAGUUGUGCUCAGGCUGGCUGGCGAAGCCGAGGGGCAGUGGGAGGCUCCCACUGCAGUUCAGCUCGGCACGGCCCGUGGUGUCUGCUUGGAAACUCCAGGCACUCCAUGCUGCCCCGUCAUGUACAGAGGCUGGGCAGAGACUGGAUCGCCCACUGGAACGGUUCUCAGAUACUCACCUUGAACAGCCCAGUUCCCAGCUGUAUGAGAUGGGCCGGACACUAUCCCUGGGCCUCGUUCCCACUUCCUGUUCCAGCUGAUUUCUCUGCAAACUGGAGACUCCCUCUGGUUUUUGGACCUUGGAGACAAUUUCAGAACUCUAAUUGGCAGCUUGAUAACUUCACGCAAAGCUCUUGCUUUCAUCUGCCUAACCCCAGUAUGAAAUCUGAGGGAGAAGAACCAUUGACAAAGAAGAGAAGACUCAGUGGCCAGCACGAUACUUCAGCUCCUGGCGAAGAAACAAACUUCUCUCAUCAGAAGGAAGCAUUGUGUUUUUCUGUAGCACAGAAUGAAGAACAUAACAACAGGAAAGGAACCGUCAGAAGACACUGGGAAUAUUUCUGUCAGCACAGUAGAACAAUGAAAAUCUUUGAAAAUAAAGAAACUGACCAAAGCAAUACAGAAAGUGAGGCAAAAUUUGAUUUUACAGUCAUGUCCUACAAUAUUCUCUCACAAAAUUUGUUGGAAGAUAACUCCCACCUAUAUAAACACUGCAGGCAACGACUGUUAAUCUGGACAUACAGAUUUCCCAACAUUCUACAGGAAAUCAAGCAGCUGGAUGCAGAUGUACUCUGUUUACAAGAAGUCCAAGAAGACCACUACAGAGCAGAGAUCAAGUCAAGUUUGGAAUCCCUGGGGUAUCACUGUGAGUAUAAAAUGAGGACAGGGAGAAAACCUGAUGGCUGUGCUAUUUGUUUCAAAACUUCCAAAUUUAGCCUGAUUUCAUCAAACCCCGUGGAAUUUUUUCGCCAUGAUAUUCCACUCUUGGACAGGGACAACGUUGGACUGGUGUUGCUUUUGCAGCCUAGAUUUCACUGUAAAACUAAUGCUGCAAUCUGUAUAGCCAAUACACAUCUACUGUAUAACCCAAGGCGAGGGGACAUCAAACUGACCCAGCUUGCAAUGCUCCUGGCAGAGAUUGCUAGUGUUGCCCCUCAGAAGGAUGGUACCUUCUGUCCAAUUAUCAUCUGUGGUGACUUCAAUUCUGUUCCUGGUUCUCCAUUGUACAGAUUUAUAAAGGAAGGAAAGUUAAAUUAUGAAGGACUUGCUAUAGGGAAGGUUUCUGGACAAGAACAGUUUCCAAGGGGCCAAAGAAUCUUACCUAUCCCAAUCUGGCCAAAAAAAUUAGGUAUUUCACAAAACUGUGUAUAUGAAAUAAAACAGCAACAAAAAGAAGAAAAUGCAGGAGAAAAAUUGAAAGCAGCAAAACUGGACAACGCUCAGGAGAUUGUAAUGGCAUCUGAAAAGUUGUCUUCAAAAUUGCAGCACCAUUUUAAGUUGUCUUCAGUCUAUUCUCAUUACUUUCCUGAAACUGGGAUACCAGAAGUAACGACUUGUCACUCCCGAAGUGCUGUCACUGUGGAUUAUAUUUUCUAUUCUGCAGCGAAUGAUGACACUGCUGCCCAGUCAGAAGGUCACUUUUCAGAUGGUCCAGCGCCUGUCAAGUGAACGACCUCUGUGGCUUUUGCUCAGAGAGCAGUCGCUUGCGUGGGCCCGGUUGUCUCUCGUGAAUGCAGUUGCAGCUGGAACGCACCAGAUGGUGCAAGAAAGACACGGUACCUCUGCGGGUGCGUUCCUCCUGAGCUGGCGCUCUUACCCUGGGCACUCCGAGCAGUGCGCCUGCCGUGUCGUCUUUAGUUCUGUGGUUUAUGCCAUCGUCAAAGGUCAUUGCACAGCGUGGUGCUAUCGGAUAAAGGCUCUGCAGAACUCGGAACAAACCAACCUGCAUUCCGCUCCUGCUUCUGCUGUAAAUUGCAACUAGUUUUUUAUAAAUUAGCAUUGUUCUCAGUAUGUGAAACGAAAAUACCACCUUCGUCUUUCGUACCUUGAGACUAGAUUAUUAAAAUUGAGUCAAUGCGCAGGAGUCUCAUUUGUCAUAACAUGUACAGUAAAUGCUCUUAAUUUAACAUAUCAAAUACAAGAGCUUCACAAUACAGAAAUAAAAGCUUUGACUGAAUAA
Messenger RNA from Falco peregrinus (peregrine falcon), 2201 nucleotides. It is a transcript of the gene ANGEL2, whose product is annotated as angel homolog 2. Gene Ontology annotation, molecular function: mRNA 3'-UTR binding; 3'-5'-RNA exonuclease activity. Lineage: Eukaryota; Metazoa; Chordata; Aves; Falconiformes; Falconidae. The coding region runs from base 131 to 1690 and encodes 519 amino acids. The record is from RefSeq and is a predicted model, not a curated record. The transcript is spliced from 9 exons. Gene Ontology annotation, biological process: 3'-UTR-mediated mRNA stabilization.